Miscanthus lutarioriparius is the source of this 1026-nucleotide messenger RNA. Lineage: Eukaryota; Viridiplantae; Streptophyta; Magnoliopsida; Poales; Poaceae. The record is from the annotation of a GenBank genome assembly.
AUGGGUGUUGGCGCGAUGGAGGCCUCUUCCCCGGCUGCCUUCGACGGCGACGGCACGAGCACGACCAUCGAGGACCUCCCGGCGGACGUCCUGGCCCUCGUGCUCCGCCGCCUCGACGGCGCGUCGCUGGCGGCCGUCGGGUGCGCGAGCUCGGGCCUCCACGGCCUCGCCACCGACCCGGACACGUGGCGGGCGCUCUGCCUCGCCAUGUGGCCCUCCGUCCGCGACCUCCUCCCCUGCCUAGGCCUCGGCGGCGCAGACGUCGACCACCGGGCGCUCUUCGCCGACGCCUUCCCCUUCCCGUGCUCGGACUCCCCAUCCCCUCCCCCGCCCUCGCCCUCGCAGCCGCAGCCGCAGCCCCUGCUGCCCGCGCGCCUCGUGUCGGCCGUCGACCUGCGCCACGCGGGGGUCAGCAUCCUCUCCCGCGUCGUGGAGACGGACGCCGACUCGGACUGGUUCCUGGGCGCGCCGUUCCGCGUCGACGCGCUGGUGCAGGAAGGCUUCACGCCGCCGACGGCCGCCUCGGCGUCGGGGAUCUCCCACGCCGACCUCGAGCUCAACUGGGUGCUGCUCGACCCGGCCACGGGCCGCGCGCUCAACGCGUCCAGCCGCCGCGCCGUGGCCGUCGACCGCAAGUGGCUCACGGGGGACACCGUGGCGCGCUUCGCCGUCGUGCUAUCCGGCGGCGAAGGCGGCGUCGCGCUCGACGCCGCCGUCACGUGCGACGAGCGGUACGGCCACGUCCGCGAGGUCAGCCUGCGCGUCGAGGACGCCGACGGCGCCGGCGUCAGCGGCAGGGACGGGCUCGCCGCCGUCGCCGCCGCCAUGGCCGCGCCCAGGCGGCGCGGGUGCCGCGGCGGCGCCGCGGCGGAGGACGCGGCGAGGGAAAGGUACGAGGACUUCGUCAGGGGGAAGAGGGCGCGCAAGGAGUGGAAGGCCAGGCGCGAGGGCAUCCUUGACCUCUGCUGCUCCGGCGUCGGCGCCGCCGCGUUCCUCGGCUUCCUGGUUAUGCUCACGUUCCGGUGA